This is a messenger RNA of Triticum turgidum subsp. durum (durum wheat), 1575 nucleotides long. The record is from the annotation of a GenBank genome assembly. NCBI's taxonomy places the organism in Eukaryota, Viridiplantae, Streptophyta, Magnoliopsida, Poales, Poaceae.
AUGGACGCGCCGGCCCCCGACAACAUCGCCGCUGAGGAGGGCGGGCAGCAACAGAUGCACCAGGACGAGAAGGAGCACAGGCCGAUGUUCAGGAGAGUCAAGGACAGGAUGAGGAAGAUGAAGAACACCAUCGCCGGCCACGGCCACGAUCACGAUCACGAUCACGAGCAGGACACCGGGGGCGGUGGUAGCAACAGCACCGGCGAGGACGAGGAGGAUGCGGCGACGAGGGAAGCCGAGGUGGACAAGGGCGGAUACCAGCAGCAAGACGUCGAGGACAAGCCCAUCUUCGCGGACUCCAGUCCCGAGCAGCACGGCGCACCCAUGUACGACUCGGAGAGGAUCCCUGCGGCGGCCAAGGAGGUGGAGCACAACGACGCUCCGGCAGCGGCGCAGGAGGUGAAGCGCGACGACGCCGCGGGGAUGCGGCUCGGCGACUUGGGCGGCCCGCCGUCGGCGAAGGAGGUGAAGCUGGACGACACCCAGAGGGUGCCGCUCGGCGACCUUGGCGCCCCGGCAGCGGCGCAGGAGGUGAAGUGCGACGACGCUCCGGGGGUUUGGCUUGGUGACCUUGGCGCCCCGGCAGCGGCGCAGGAGGUGAAGCCCAACGAGGCUCCGGGGGUGCGGCUUGCUGACCUUGGCGCCCCGGCAGCGGCGCAGGAGGUGAAGCGCGACGACACCCAGGGGGUGCCGCUCGGCGAUCUCGGCAGCCCUGUCGUCGAGGACCCGGCCGUGCCGAACUCGAGCACGCCCAUGCCGCCAGGUGGCCAAGACAUCGGCACGACGGAUGCCGUCCGUAACUUGGAGGCGAUGACUGUGUCAGACGACCCCAAGCAAGUCGGCGCACGGAAGAUGGACGUCGACGUGAGCAAAGAGUAUGAGGCAAUGCCGGUGUCGGACGGCACCGGGGAGGAACGGAACGACGCACCCACGGACGCCGAGUACACCGGGAGCGACACGGACAGGCUCAAGAAUACGGCAGCUGGCACGGUGUAUGAGAAGGUCGCCGGCGUCGGCACGGUCAUGGCGAGCAAGGCGCAGCAGGUCACCCCCGGCGUCGGCGCUGGCGGGAACGCGCAGGACGACUCCAGCGCAACUGCCGCCCCUGAAUCGGUGACCGCCGGUGCCGGGAAGAGGGACCUCGACUUGCCGCAAGAGGGAACGGCGGCGUCCUACACCGGCACGGAGGGGCUGAAGGACGCGGCAACGGACGCGACGGGCACGGAGGGGCUGAAGAACGCGGCCACGGACGCGACGGGCACGGAGGGGCUGAAGAACGCCGCCACGGACGCGACGACGGAGGGCGCGCCUGGCGCGACGUACACGGACAUGAUCAAGUCCGCGGCGGCGGGCACCACGGAGUACGGCAAGAAGCUGGCUAGCACGGUGUACGACAUGAUCAAGUCCGCGGUGGCGGGCGCCACGGAGUACGGCAAGAAGCUAGCGAGCACGGUGUACGAGAAGGUCGCCGGCGUCGGCACGGCCGUUGCGAGCAAGGCCCAGCAGGUGACGACAUCGGCCGGCACCGCGGUGCUUCACGGCGCGGCUCCAAGGACCAACACGAAUGUGAUGUGA